AACUUCCUUUCGCAUCGAUUGUAUCCUUCCCGGUCGUUGAGCAUCAUGGUCAACCUCUACUUCCAGCCAGAUGCCCAAAUGACGGUGCCAGACCGCAUGGUCAUGGACAUAUUGCAGAAGGAAUACGACCAGCACCAGGACUCGUCGAAACCGAAACGUGAAGACUCGGACGAUUCGCUUUCGUCGUCGCCUAAGAAGCACACGAGGUUUGAAUCAGAUUCUCCAGAAGAUAUCCAAGAACUCUCCACGCAAACCCUCGCCCACCUCAAAGCCCUCAAUGACCCGUCCUCCAAAUCCUUCGAACCGACCGUCUUCGUCUCCGUCGACUACCCCGAUAUCCAAUCCCCUCUCCUCCGCAAGUACAUCAUCGAACCCUACACCCGCUGGGCCCGCACAGUCGUCCGCGUCGAAACUGACGUCGUGAUGCUGACCCAUCUCUUCCUCUACCUCUUCACCAGCAUCCCUUCCGCCCUCUACCUCUUCUAUAACUUCCACUGGUGGCACGCACCUCUCCAUGCAGCCAUGCAGUUAUACUACAUGGGCUCCUACACGCUGAUGAUGCAUCAACACAUCCACAUGCGCGGUAUUCUCUCCAAGAAGUUCUCUUUCAUCGAUGCGGCGUUUCCUUAUAUCCUCGAUCCGUUGAUGGGACAUACUUGGAACUCGUACUACUUCCACCACGUCAAACACCACCACGUCGAAGGCAACGGCCCCAACGACCUCUCAUCUACCAUUCGCUACCAACGUGACGAUCCUCUGCAUUUCCUGCACUACGUGGGUCGAUUCUACUUCUUGAUUUGGCUGGAUUUGCCCCUUUAUUUCAUAAGGAAUCGGAAAUUGGAGCUUGCGCUCAAGGCUGGAGGGUGCGAGAUGGCGAGUUACGCGUUCCUGUGGAGUAUGUUCACAAAGGUUGAUAAGCGCGCUACGAUCUUUGUGUUUUUGAUUCCGCUUGCGAUUAUGCGGUUGGGUAUGAUGAUUGGGAACUGGGGACAACAUGCCUUUGUGGAUGAGGUAGAGCCUACGUCCGAUUUCAGGAGCAGUAUUACGGUUAUUGAUGUUCCCAGCAACCGUUACUGCUUCAACGACGGCUACCAUACAUCGCACCACCUCAACCCCCUGCGCCACUGGCGCGACCACCCAUCCGCCUUCCUCGCUCAAAAAUCGCAAUACGCGGCCGAGCACGCGCUCGUGUUCUACAACAUCGAUUACCUCAUGAUCACGUUCAGUUUGCUGAGGAAGGACUAUAUGCAUCUUGCGCGAUGCUUGGUCCCGGUUAAUGACCAUCAGAUGGGUAUGACGCUGGAGGAGAGAGCGGAGUACCUAAGGGGGAAGACAAAGAGGUUCGAAGAGGGAGAGGUGAUGGGGAAAUGGGGAGUUAAAGGGGAUGGGAAGUCGAAAUAGACCCUAGAUCUGUUGGAAGGGGAGAAAGUGAGUACCAAGGUAUUCUUGUGUGUUCGUACAUGGAUGCUCUGAUAAUUCAUUAAAUGAACUCAUGUAGUCCCUUGUGUAUGUGCCAUGUGCACGACGGUUUCUCUUCAUCAUUUCUGCUUAACAUGCACCAUGCCCACGUUUUAUAAGUGUUUCGGUCUUUAUCUAGGUAAAAGGCUUUCGACAGAGUCCCGACUAUGGCAAUGUUUGAAAAAUUCACACGCUAUUCCUCUCAAUCUCAAUCAUUUUUCGACUUAGAAACCUACGCACAUGCUGCUUCUGACCAGUUACUUCUUCUUACUACUUACCUCCUUUUCCCACUAUUCAACCUUGUGAAAAUCUCCUCUGCACGCAUUCAUUCA
This is a messenger RNA of Periconia digitata, 1790 nucleotides long. The record is from the annotation of a GenBank genome assembly. Lineage: Eukaryota; Fungi; Ascomycota; Dothideomycetes; Pleosporales; Periconiaceae.